Molecule: messenger RNA, 2903 nt
Organism: Myotis brandtii (Brandt's bat)
Lineage: Eukaryota; Metazoa; Chordata; Mammalia; Chiroptera; Vespertilionidae
Product: protein HIRA
Exons: 24
Coding region: 93-2816 (907 amino acids)
Biological process (GO): chromatin remodeling; regulation of DNA-templated transcription; DNA-templated transcription
Cellular component (GO): nucleus; HIR complex
Molecular function (GO): nucleosome binding; protein binding
Source: RefSeq, a predicted model, not a curated record
AGCCAAUAUUUUCAGUUGAUAUUCACCCUGACGGGACCAAGUUCGCAACUGGAGGACAAGGACAGGAUUCUGGGAAGGUUGUGAUCUGGAAUAUGUCUCCAGUCCUCCAGGAGGAUGACGAGAAGGAUGAAAAUAUUCCCAAGAUGCUUUGCCAGAUGGACAAUCACUUAGCAUGUGUGAACUGUGUGCGGUGGUCAAACAGUGGGAUGUAUUUAGCUUCUGGGGGAGAUGACAAACUGAUUAUGGUGUGGAAGCGGGCUACGUACAUCGGCCCCAGCACUGUCUUCGGCUCCAGUGGUAAGCUUGCCAACGUGGAGCAGUGGCGAUGUGUCUCCAUCCUCCGGAGUCACUCAGGCGAUGUGAUGGACGUAGCAUGGUCUCCUCAUGACGCCUGGCUGGCUUCGUGCAGCGUGGAUAACACUGUUGUCAUCUGGAAUGCAGUGAAGUUCCCAGAAAUUCUAGCUACUCUGAGAGGUCAUUCUGGCUUGGUAAAGGGGUUGACUUGGGACCCUGUUGGUAAAUAUAUUGCCUCUCAAGCUGAUGACCGCAGCCUGAAGGUGUGGAGGACGCUGGACUGGCAGUUGGAGACCAGCAUCACCAAGCCUUUUGAUGAGUGUGGAGGGACAACCCAUGUGUUGCGGCUCAGCUGGUCACCUGAUGGACAUUACCUGGUGUCUGCCCAUGCCAUGAACAACUCCGGCCCCACCGCCCAGAUCAUCGAGCGGGAGGGCUGGAAGACCAACAUGGACUUUGUCGGACACCGGAAAGCUGUGACUGUCGUGAAAUUCAACCCAAAAAUCUUCAAAAAGAAGCAGAAGAAUGGGAGUUCUACGAAGCCCAGCUGCCCGUACUGCUGCUGUGCUGUUGGCAGCAAGGACCGUUCUCUCUCUGUCUGGCUCACGUGUCUUAAACGACCUUUGGUUGUCAUCCAUGAGCUGUUUGACAAAUCCAUCAUGGAUAUUUCCUGGACUCUGAACGGGCUGGGCAUCCUGGUGUGUUCCAUGGAUGGCUCUGUGGCAUUCCUAGACUUCUCCCAGGAUGAGCUUGGAGACCCCCUGAGCGAGGAGGAGAAGGUAGGAGAAUAUCCUCAGAAUCUUUUGAAGAAACAAGUUGAGACUCGGACAGCAGACGGUCGGAGAAGAAUCACACCUCUCUGCAUAGCACAGCUGGACACCGGGGACUUCUCCACGGCGUUCUUUAACAGCAUCCCACUCUCAGGCUCCCUGGCAGGCAGCAUGCUAUCCUCUCAUAGUAGUCCGCAGCUGCUGCCCCUGGACACCAGUACCCCCAACUCCUUCGGCACCUCAAAGCCUUCCACGGAACCUGCGGCAGCAGCCGGCACCAGGCCUGCGGGCAAUUCUGUCAAUAAGGACAGCGUGAACGCUACUUCGGCUCCUGCGGCAUCAUCCCCCUCUGUGUUAACAACCCCAUCCAAAAUUGAACCCAUGAAAGCGUUUGACUCCCGGUUCACGGAGCGGUCCAAAGCCACGCCUGGUGCUCCUGUCCUGACAAGUGUGACUCCGACGGCCGUAGAAAGGUUGAAAGAGCAGAACCUUGUGAAAGAGUUGAGGCCCCGGGACCUCCUGGAGAGCAGCAGUGACAGCGAUGAGAAGGUUCCUGUGGCCAAGUCCUCCUCCCUCUCCAAGCGAAAACUGGAGCUUGAGGUGGAAACAGUGGAGAAAAAGAAGAAAGGGCGACCUCGGAAGGACUCACGGCUCAUGCCCAUGUCUCUGUCUGUCCAGUCCCCAGCUGCUCUGACCGCAGAAAAGGACACUGUGUGUUUGUCUGUACCAGCGCCUACACUGAAGCUGCCCAUGCCGGGCCCCCAGAGAGCAUUCACCCUCCAGGUGAGCUCCGACCCCUCCAUGUACAUUGAGGUGGAGAAUGAAGUGACAGCCGUUGGGGGAGUGAAGCUGAGCCGCUUGAAGUGUAACCGGGAAGGGAAGGAGUGGGAGACGGUACUCACUAGCCGGAUCCUCACUGCUGCCGGUAGCUGUGAUGUGGUAUGUGUCGCCUGUGAAAAGAGGAUGCUGUCAGUGUUCUCCACCUGUGGUCGCCGCCUCCUCCCACCCAUCCUCCUGUCAUCCCCAAUCUCCACGUUGCAUUGCACAGGCUCCUACGUCAUGGCGCUCACUGCUGCGGCCACGUUAUCUGUCUGGGAUGUUCACAGGCAGGUGGUUGUGGUAAAAGAAGAAUCUCUACACUCUAUCCUGGCAGGAAGCGAUAUGACGGUGUCACAGAUCUUGCUUACACAGCAUGGAAUCCCAGUGAUGAACCUGUCCGAUGGAAAGGCCUACUGCUUUAAUCCGUCACUUUCUACAUGGAACCUGGUUUCUGACAAGCAAGACUCCCUGGCCCAGUGUGCGGACUUCAGGAGCAGCCUGCCUCCCCAGGACGCCAUGCUGUGCUCGGGACCCUUAGCCAUAGUCCAGGGCCGUGCCUCCACUUCAGGGAGGCAGGCGGCCCGGCUUUUCUCCGUGCCUCACGUGGUGCAGCAGGAGACGACCCUGGCCUACCUAGAAAACCAGGUGGCAGCAGCACUCACCCUGCAGUCCAGCCAUGAGUAUCGCCAUUGGCUCCUCCUCUACGCACGGUACCUUGUGAACGAAGGGUUUGAAUACCGACUCCGAGAAAUAUGCAAGGACUUACUGGGUCCGGUUCACUACUCCACUGGAAGCCAGUGGGAGUCAACGGUAGUGGGUCUACGGAAGAGGGAGCUACUGAAGGAACUGCUGCCAGUCAUCGGGCAGAACCUCCGCUUCCAGCGUCUCUUCACCGAAUGUCAGGAACAGCUCGACAUCCUAAGGGACAAGUAGCCUGCCCACAUCUGCCCCAACUACAACCAGGGCAGGGCCACCUCUCACCUUGUCGGGCUAUAGUAGGACAAGGAGACACUGGCAGGA